Messenger RNA from Nelumbo nucifera (sacred lotus), 354 nucleotides. Its product is annotated as ATP-dependent zinc metalloprotease FTSH 2, chloroplastic-like. Gene Ontology annotation, cellular component: chloroplast thylakoid membrane. NCBI's taxonomy places the organism in Eukaryota, Viridiplantae, Streptophyta, Magnoliopsida, Proteales, Nelumbonaceae. Gene Ontology annotation, molecular function: ATP-dependent peptidase activity. Gene Ontology annotation, biological process: proteolysis. The record is from RefSeq and is a predicted model, not a curated record.
AUGGAACCAAAAACUACUGUGACUUUUGAUGAUGCUAAAGUCAAUGAGCCAAAGCAGGAUUUCAUGGAAGUAGUGGAGGUCCUGAAGAAAUCAAAGAGAUUUACUGCAGUUGGUGCAUGUAGAAACUGGAAUGACUUCUUGCUAAGGAAAUUGCUGGGGAAGCAGGUUCAUGAUCUCUUCAAGAAGGCCAAGGAGAAAGCUCCUUGCAUUAUAUUUGUGAAUGAUAAAAUUGGUGUUACAGAAAUGAAACCAAAAGGUUUAAUUGGAUAUCAAGACUAUACAAAUAGGAAUUCAGUGGGUACAAAGAUUAGCAAAUGGCUUGGCUGCUGGUUUAGCGAAGCAAGGGAUUACUAG